UUUAUCGCCUGUUUCGGGAUUUGACAGAAGCGCUUUAAUUUUUUUUAUAGGUUUUCAGAGAUAAAAGAUUCAAAAUUUAUGAUGAAAAAUAAAAAUAUCUCAGAAAAGUUUCCUUCUAAUGAAUAAAGGCAUCGCAAAUCAUUUAUUAAUUAAGAAAAUUAUUACGUAGUUAUAGCACAGCUCAACUUACAACCGUUAUUGAUGUUGCCAUGGCUACAGCUCGUGAUUUAAAAGAUGUAUUAAAAGACGCCCUCGCUAAAUCGGGUGCCCUUGGAGAAAUAAGAGCCAAAAUACGUGCUGAAGUAUUUAACAUCCUGCAAGAUGAAAGUGAACCUCCCAAUCCUGUUUCCAAUGAAAAUAUUCUUAUUAAUGAGUUAAUUCGAGAAUACUUAAUAUUCAAUGGAUACUUAUUUACAGAAUCAGUGUUAGUUGCAGAAUCCGGACAUCCAAAUUUUCCUCUACAAAGACAGUUACUGGAAGAAAGAUUAAAAGUUAAAGUUGUAGAUAAUUCCAGCAAUAUGCCACUGCUGUAUGAACUUGUAUCUCAGUUUGUAAACCAACCUAAAUCAGAGCAAGAAAAUCCUCAAAGUGAAGAAUUGAGGUCAAGUCCUUAAAAUAUUUUGUUAUAAUCUUAUGUAUUUAAUUAUGUUUUACUUAAAUAAACAAUUUUUUCAAGUUAA
This is a messenger RNA of Parasteatoda tepidariorum (common house spider), 680 nucleotides long. Its product is annotated as centrosomal protein 20. Lineage: Eukaryota; Metazoa; Arthropoda; Arachnida; Araneae; Theridiidae. Gene Ontology annotation, cellular component: motile cilium; centrosome; ciliary basal body. Gene Ontology annotation, molecular function: protein binding. Gene Ontology annotation, biological process: cilium assembly; microtubule anchoring. The record is from RefSeq and is a predicted model, not a curated record.